Adineta steineri is the source of this 924-nucleotide messenger RNA. Lineage: Eukaryota; Metazoa; Rotifera; Eurotatoria; Adinetida; Adinetidae. The record is from the annotation of a GenBank genome assembly.
AUGAGUUCAAAUACUAUAUGUAUUGGUGUUACUGGUAGCACCGGUGUACUCGGUCGUGCUCUUUUCAAAAAUUGGUCUCAUGCCAAUCAAAACGUUGAAUUUGUUUCAUUCAAAGGUGAUAUUAAAAAUCAAUCCGAUGUCAAUGAUUGGCUUUGUAAUAUACCUAAAAUCAAUGGUCUUUUACAUUUCGCUGCGAUGGUUCCAACUAGUGACGUCGACAAAGAUCCAUUGAAAGCAUUUCAUGUCAAUACUCUUGGAACUUUAAAUAUUUUAGAAGCUUGCCGUUUAAACUUUACGAAAGAAACAUGUCCAUGGAUCUUUAUUGCGUCGACUUCACAUGUCUAUGCAUCGACUUCACAGAAACAAUUUGUAACGGAAACAUCUCCACUAAAUCCCGUUUCUACUUAUGGUGUAACGAAAGCACAAGGCGAUCAAUGGGCUGAAGUUUAUCGAAGUAAAUAUAAUUUGCCGAUAUGUACCGGUCGUAUAUUUAGCUAUAGUGAUCCCAAUCAAGCAGCAAGUUUCUUUAUACCUUCGCUUAUUGCAAAAAUCAAGGAUGCACCUGCAGAUGCUCGACUUGAAAUUCGUGGUUUAGAUGGUACUAGAGACUUUAUUACCGUUCAGCAGAUUAUUGAAACCAUUCAAUUGCUUUUUCUUCAAAAAGCGAUCGGCAUUUUUAAUAUUGGUACUGGUACAGCAGUGAGCCUUUUUGAUAUUGCUCAAUCUGUUAGGGAAAAACUCGGUCGCUCCGAUGUAACAAUCAUUUCUACAGGUACUGACACUCAUCAUCUUGCCGCUAAUAUUCAAAAACUAAAUGAUAUUGGACUUCAUCCUACAUUUAAUAUCAAUACUUUAUUAGAUUCAUUUUUCAUAGAUAAUCAAACUUCGUCAAUAUCAUCAACAAACAAGACGGUGAUUAAUUAA